CGUGACUCUUGCAGAUUCCAUUCCCUCAUCAUCUCCUUCACACUUUCGUGACCACACACAAUGGCAACUCAUUCUUCUGCACUUCCUCCAUCAUCACCACCCUUCAUAUCAAACUUCAUCUCUGACCAACCAUGUCUCACCAUGCUCCAAAGCCAGUGCACCAACAUGAAAGACUUCAAAAAGAUUCAUGCUCACAUCAUCAAAACUGGCCUUGCUCUUCACCCCAUUGCUGCCACCCGUGUUCUCACUUUCUGUGUCUCUUCAUAUGGUGACAUCAACUAUGCUUACUUGCUCUUCACCACCACUCCAAACCCAAAUCUCUAUUCUUGGAACACCAUUAUCCGAGGCUUCUCACGGAGCUCAAGUCCACACUUUGCGAUAUCACUUUUUGUUGACAUGUUGUAUUCUGAAGUUCAACCUCAAAGGCUCACUUACCCUUCUGUUUUCAAGGCUUAUGCUCAAUUGGGUGCUGGCCAUGUUGGGGCUCAGCUUCAUGGGAGGGUCUUAAAAUUGGGUCUUGAAAAGGACCAGUUUAUACGUAACACUAUCAUAUACAUGUAUGCUAAUAGUGGCCUAUUGAGUGAUGCUAGAAGAGUGUUUGAUGAAGUCAUGGAACUUGAUGUGGUAGCUUUCAAUUCAAUGAUUAUGGGGCUUGCCAAGUGUGGUGAAGUUGAUGAGUCUAGGAGGUUGUUUGAUAGCAUGCCUACAAGAACCACAGUUACUUGGAACUCUAUGAUUAGUGGAUAUGUUAGGAAUGGGAAGCUGAUGGAGGCAUUAGAGCUUUUCCGCAAGAUGCAGGAGGAAGGGGUUGAGCCUAGUGAAUUUACAAUGGUGAGCUUGUUGAAUGCUUGUGCGUUCUUAGGGACACUUCAAUUUGGGGAAUGGGUUCAUGAUUAUAUUAAAAGGAAUCAUUUUGAGUUGAAUGUCAUUGUUCUCACAGCAAUAAUUGAUAUGUACUGCAAAUGUGGGUCUAUUGAAAAAGCUAUGGAAGUGUUUGAGGCAUCACCUAUAAGAGGGCUGUCAUGUUGGAACUCCAUUAUAAUAGGACUAGCCUUGAAUGGUUAUGAGAGAGAAGCAAUUGAUUACUUCUCUAAGCUUGAAUCCUCAAAUUUAAAGCCAGACUGUGUGAGUUUCAUUGGUGUUUUAACUGCUUGUAAACAUUUGGGAGAUAUAGAAAAAGCAAGGGACUAUUUUGCACUGAUGAUGAAUAAGUAUGAGUUUGAGCCAUCAAUAAAACACUACACUUGCAUGGUAGAAGUGUUGGGUCAAGCUGAGCUCCUAGAAGAAGCAGAAGAACUAAUAAAGAGUAUGCAUAUAGAGCCAGAUGCUAUUAUAUGGGGCUCUUUGCUCUCAUCUUGUAGGAAGCAUGGAAAUGUAGAAAUUGCAAUACGAGCUGCACAAAGAGUUUGUGAGUUAAAUCCAAGUGAUGCUAGUGGUUAUGUACUUAUGUCUAAUGUACAGGCUGCAUCCAACCAAUUUGAAGAGGCAAUGGAGCACAGAAUUUUGAUGAAAGAAAGAUUGGCAGAGAAGGAACCAGGAUGCAGUUCAAUAGAACUAUACGGAGAGGUUCAUGAGUUCUUGGCAGGGGGGAGGCUACAUCCUAAAACUCAAGAGAUUUACUCUUUACUGAAUGAUUCUGGUUUUGCACUUCAAGAUUGAUUAACUCCAAAUUGAUGAACUUGUGAAAUUUAAAAUUCAAUCUGUUUAUAAGGAAGCAGCUUUAA
Molecule: messenger RNA, 1724 nt
Organism: Cajanus cajan (pigeon pea)
Lineage: Eukaryota; Viridiplantae; Streptophyta; Magnoliopsida; Fabales; Fabaceae
Product: Pentatricopeptide repeat (PPR-like) superfamily protein
Biological process (GO): RNA modification
Molecular function (GO): RNA binding; protein binding
Source: RefSeq, a predicted model, not a curated record